Molecule: messenger RNA, 2290 nt
Organism: Haliotis rufescens (red abalone)
Lineage: Eukaryota; Metazoa; Mollusca; Gastropoda; Lepetellida; Haliotidae
Product: hemicentin-2-like
Exons: 12
Coding region: 167-1708 (513 amino acids)
Cellular component (GO): neuron projection
Source: RefSeq, a predicted model, not a curated record
CUUCAUUAGGUCACACUUAUUACAAAGCACAACUGGCCGCAUUAUGGCAUGGGAUAGCCUCGACAAGAGCUAGAGAGAAAACAUCACAUGGCUGUGUUGGAAGAGACACAGAUGAUGCUUCAAACAGUUUAACUGGAUACAGAUAUCCGGUCUCGUUGUCCACAAAAUGACCCUUACCCCUCUUAUAUUAGCUUUAUGGACAGAGUUGUGUGUUAAUGCGCUGGGCUUUAAGGGCCCCGGGACAUCCGAAGAGACAACAGACAGUGGGACCAUCCGUGUCCGUGUUUGGGUAUCGCGUUCUGCCUUCACCGUCAACAGGAAGGUUCAUUACGUCAGUGAAGGCAGCCUUGUGACCUUACUGUGUGACCCUGACAAGGAAAUUAAAAGUGGAAUUCGAAGCAUAUCGUGGGUCUACGAUGGCGCCACGUCAAAGACAGAUACGACAUGUGACUACCCAACUGAAGUGGAAGACACUUUCACAAGGCAAUUAGUUGCAGAAAACGAGGGAUCGUACAACUGUCUGGUGAACACCUCUAAAGGAACGCUUUUGUCAGAGACAAUUGUGCUGAAGAUUGCUGUUCUCACUCAAAUACCCGUCGUCCACUACUGGCAUGACAUCAUCAGAGAUCCAUAUCUGCUACCCUGUGACGUCACGAAGUACUUCAUACCACGUGGUGAAGUCACGUGGUUUAAAGACAAGAAAGAAGUCCAAGGAGCUACAAACUUGUACAUAGAUAUUGACGGGGCAUUGAACUUCCUCUACCUCACAGCUGCUGACUUUGGAAAGCCCUACUACUGUAAGGUGCACAGCAGAAAACUACAACAAACCAUUGUAGGAAAUACAACCUUUGUCUUGAAAGACGCCUGGACACAUCGAGUAAACAGAAAACCAGUUCUCAUAAGCAGCACUGAAACAGCGUCAGCCGCCGAAGGCGAUGACGUCACACUGGAAUGCAGCUUCGGUGGGGAUCCUGAGCCCACAGUAACAUGGACGAGGAAAUACAACCACGAAGCCCGUCACAAAUACAGCUCUCCCGAGACCAAAGGGAAGCAACUGCGUAUAGCCAACGUAAGCGUCAGUGAUGGUGGCAGUUAUACCUGUACAGCAAAAAACCCAUCAGGAGAAGCUGAAUCAGCGAUUCAAUUACAUGUUAAAAAAACACCAGCCUUGGCGAAGCCUAUUGAGUCACGUGUCCUCCUCACCGGAACUAGCGUCACGUACCACUGCGCACCAGAAGACGGUCACUUGGAAUCCAGAUGGUUUGUUGAUGGAUGGCCACAAGCUGAAGGGACGGAAAAGCUUUUUUUCGGCAAAAACAAAAAGUCAUUGACCAUCACGUCAACUAGAAAUGACAGAGCGGGGCUCUGUGUCCAGUGCAACGUCAGUAACGACAUCGCCUACACCCUGUACAGCGCCUGUGUCAGAUACGAGGAUUCCACGUCUGACCCCCCUGUCACAACAGCUGCUGUCCCGACUGCAGUCAAGCUAUGGACAGUGCUUGUUCCAGUCGCACUUGUCAUCAUUGCCGGUAUCUUCAUCAUCAUCAGCUACAUCGGUGUGAGACGCCGAACGAGAGGCCUCCCUACUGUUGAAACUGAGCUUCCAACCACGCCCACCCUUUACCUUGAGGCCCAUCAGCUCAUAGAACAACGCAUUUCUCACCUCCACAAGAAACAAGAAGAUGGUCAGCGGGACGGUACUAUAUAACUGUGUACUGAAUCGUCGUGUUGACGAUGUGCUGUUAACCAUCUGUCGCCAUUGCGUGCUUAAUUGUAGAUUUCUGAUUGUUGCGAAGGAUUUGCUGUCACGUGUGUUCGUGCAUUGUGCCUUAUAUAUGUCACUGCAAUGUAGACAAACUAGCCAUACUCGCACCCCUAACCCAUUUUUCCAAGACCCCUUGAAAACCGUACCAUAACUUGUUGACAACUGUCAAUACCCGUUGAAACUGUACCAGAUUUGUUGACAACUGUACAAAAAACAACAACAACCAAACUUGUUGACAACAGUACCAAGACGUGUUAGACAACUGAACCAUGACCCGUUAAACUGUAUGUUGAACAAUAUACUAAGAAAAUGCACACUGCCUUGCGGUAGAAAUGUUUACUCAGCGUCAACGUUGUGAAACGUUUCACGUGCUAUCUGACGUUGACGUUGACUUUGACGUUCCAGAGUCUCGAUUUGCAUGGUCUUCCCCUCUGAUGGCAUAUUCAGGUUCUAUUUUGUGUUUUUACCCAAAUAUAUUACAGCAUACCCGACACGGAGCUGUGAGUGAGUUUGGUUUAACGCCGC